Molecule: messenger RNA, 1470 nt
Organism: Gastrolobium bilobum
Lineage: Eukaryota; Viridiplantae; Streptophyta; Magnoliopsida; Fabales; Fabaceae
Product: probable hexokinase-like 2 protein
Exons: 9
Coding region: 1-1470 (489 amino acids)
Biological process (GO): intracellular glucose homeostasis; glucose 6-phosphate metabolic process; glycolytic process
Cellular component (GO): cytosol; mitochondrion
Molecular function (GO): mannokinase activity; D-glucose binding; glucokinase activity
Source: RefSeq, a predicted model, not a curated record
AUGAGGAAGGAGGUGGUGGUGGUGGUCUGCACAACUCUUACGGUGGUAGCAGUAGGGGCGUUGUUGAGGAGGUGGAAGCGAAGGAAAGAGCAACAAUUGAGGCAAACAAGGAACAUUAUUCGAAAGCUCGCAAGGGAUUGUGCCACUCCAGUAACAAUGCUUUGGCAAGUUGCUGAUGACUUGGUGUCUAAGAUGAAAGCCUCUCUUGUUUCUUCCAAUGAAGAAUCCACUCUCAACAUGAUCAUUUCCAACGUUACAUCACUCCCUAAUGGAGAAGAGGAAGGUUUUUUUUAUGGGGUGAAUUUGCAAGGCAAGAACUUGUUGAUGUUGUGCGCUCGUCUUGGUGGAAAGAAUAUGCCCAUCUCUGGUUUACACAGGGAAGAGAUUUCCAUCCCCGAUGUUGUCUUGGAUGGGACUUCUCAGGAAAUAAUUGACUUCGUAGCUACAGAGAUAGCUAAGUUUGUUUCGGCUCCUCAUGAAAAUGAGGAUGGUGCAUCCGCCAAGAAGAAGAAAUUGGGCUUUACAUUGUCAUAUCCAGUAGACAAAGCUGUGCCUUUCACAGUCACUACAUUUCAACGGAAAAGCGCGAACGACCCAGUUAACAAAGGAUUGGUGAAAGACCUUAAUCGAGCGUUGAAGAAUCAUGGAAUUAAAAUGCAUGUUUUUGCAUUGGUUGAUGACACUAUUGGAGGUUUGGCCGGAGGAAGAUACUAUAACAGGGACAGCGUGGCUGCAGUUACCCUUGGCAUGACCACAAAUGCUGCUUAUGUAGAAUCAGAACAAGAAGUUUCAACUGAGCUUGCACAUUCUCCCAAUUCAAACGAACUGGUAAUUAGCAUAAAGUGGGGAGAUUUCAAAUCCCCUCAUCUUCCUGUGACAGCAUUUGACGCUAGUUUAGAUGCUGAAAGCUCAAAUCCUGGUAGCGAGAUUUUUGAAAAGCUUAUUUCAGGAAUGUAUUUGGGAGAAAUUGUGAGACGGGUCUUAUUGAAAAUGGCACAGGAAACAGCCCUAUUUGGAUGCACCGUGCCUCCAAAAUUGAUGACUCCCUACUUGCUAAGGUCCCCUGAUAUGGCUGCUAUGCAUCAAGAUACAUCAGAGGAUCGUGAAGUAGUGAGUGAGAAACUCAAAGAGGUUUUCGGGAUUACUAGUAGUAGUGCCAUGGCACGAGAAGUGGUUGCUGAGGUAUGUGACAUAGUAACAGAACGUGGGGCUCGCCUAGCUGGAGCUGGAAUUGUUGGGAUAAUAAAGAAGCUAGGGAGAAUAGAGAAUAGAAAAAGUGUGGUGACGGUGGAAGGUGGACUUUAUGAGCAUUACCGCAUUUUCAGAAAUUAUCUUCAUAGUAGUAUAUGGGAAAUGCUUGGCAAUGAUCUCUCAGAUAAUGUCAUUAUAGAACAUUCUCAUGGUGGCUCUGGAACUGGAGCACUAUUCCUUGCUGCUGCUCAGUCUCACACACACCGUGCAGAUUCUUGA